AUGCGGGCUGCUGUACCCUUCAACCAUAUCUCGUCUGACUUCCUUCAAAAGAAGUGGUACAUGAAGAACCCGACAAAGGCCGGUACUGUCAUGUCCAUCCCCGACAUUGUUUCUUCCGUUGGAUCACCUCUCUGCGGAUACCUUGUCGAUCGCUUUGGACACCGUGCACGCUACAUCCCUCUCUCAGCUGUUCUCUUGAUCUGGACCCAUGCUCAGCUUGGAUUCACGUCUAUCACACCUAUCAUCGGUAUGCUCAUCCUUGGUCUGGCAUACUCGCUCUUUGCCUCUGUUCUUUGGCCUUGCAUCCCAUUCCUCGUCAAGGAUCAUCAACUCGGUACGGCGUAUGGUCUUGUCACGAUCGCCCUCAACAUUUCUCUGACGAUCUUCCCCAUGAUCGUGGCGUGGAUUCUUGAUAUCACCGAUGGGUCCUAUCUCUAUGUCGAAGCGCUCUUCAUCAUUCUGGCCUUUAUUGGCCUCCUCCUCUCGAUCCUGCUGAACGUGCUUGAUCAUCAUCAAGGAGGCUAUCUGCAGUUGAACGGAGACCCCACAGCAGAGGGACUUUAUACUGAGGGUGGCUAUGAGGAUCAUAUCCAAGGCGACCACCACCAUGAACCUAAUCGUCAUCAAGCACAACACCAUCACGACUAUUACGACCCCCGUGAGCCUGGAUUUGAGUAUCGGCGACAGAGGAGAUACUCGCUGGAUCUACUUGGAGAGGAUGGGGAGGAUAUGGAUGAUAUCCAGGACAGAGUGACGACCAGGCCUGUUGGGGAGGGCAUCAUUACCGUCAUCCCCCAUCGGCGGAGGCACUCUAUGGCAGGGUUUGCGGGGCAUAUUGAGCGGUCGAGACUCAGGAGCUAUGCCCAUCAUGCACGGGAGGCUCCUGGAUUGGGUGCUAUCCCGGGGAGCAUGCCGCUUGAUCCCUCACCUUAUCUCUCCUCACGGCGAGCACCAUUUUAA
Molecule: messenger RNA, 960 nt
Organism: Linnemannia hyalina
Lineage: Eukaryota; Fungi; Mortierellomycota; Mortierellomycetes; Mortierellales; Mortierellaceae
Source: the annotation of a GenBank genome assembly